CGUUUGGACCUUUUUCCUCUUGUGUAGCUCUCACAAUUUCUAAACCGGGACGCAAUCCACAAUCCACAAAUAGUCUUGCAAAAGACAAUGGCGUCCUUUGCGGUCGACUGCGCCGCCGCAAAGGCUGGCGGCAUGCUGUCCGACAAUAACACCAAUAACACCAUCAAGAAGAACAACAGACACAGAAGAACAACAAGAAGAACAACAAGAAGAACAAGAACAAGCCGAAAACGAAGCCACCCCCUUGUCCCAUCAUUGGGAGUAUCCUCCGCAGCUCAGAUUUGGACUUUUUGCAGGAGGUCUACCGGAGCUUUGAUUGGUCUCUAGCCAACCAAAUAACGGCUAGUUUGCAGAACAGGGGGAGCCCGGAAAAACCAAACUUGCUGAGCCGAUCCUCGUCCUGGUGUCAAGAGUACCAGUACCUCUCGGUUGACUCAGCCGAUGGCAGGAAUGCGUUUUUGCAAUCGGCCAUGGUGCCGUUGUCUGCUUUGCAGUUUGAUGAACAGCUCGCAGGAAAACCAACAAAAGCAGCUCCCAAGACAGCAGCGCCCGCGGCUGAUGCCCCAGAAAAGAAGACAACACAGAAAGCAUGUGGUUCUUGUGGAUCUACCAUGGCACCAACUGGAGCCAAGUUUUGUCCUGGAUGCGGCUGCAGAUUGACUCAGGCAAAUCCACCCGUGGCGGCGAAAGCUGCCGCAGAGGAAAAGCCGGCGGAAGACAGAGCCCAGGCCACAAAAGAGAACGUUCAGAAAAGAGCAGCCGCAAAGGCAAAGCCAGCUACAAAGGCAAAGCAGGCGGGUGGCAACGUCCCGAGCAGCGCCGAGGUAUUCUACGAUGCGGGUGCCCUUCUUGACCAUGAAACGGCAACGGGCGACAAGGGUGCCGCCGAGAGCGGUGUUGCUGAAGAGAUGCAUGGUGCCUUCCGCGGCACCGAUUCAAACGGCGCGCUAUUGCAACGCGCCUUCCGCAGCACCGACUCAAACGGCACGACGCUUUCGCAACUCAUGGCUUCCACGGGGUCGUUCGACGUCUUCAAGACUGAUGUGCCGGUGGAUCAAAGCACCGAGGUCAGCCGGAAGAGAAAGGCCAACAACGACAUUGCAAGCGCCGGCGUCCCCAGAUGGGCCACGGAAUACGGCAUCGCCGCUCGUUCGGUCUCGCCCCAGCCAGAACCAACACCCAACAAAAAGAGCAAGACAAAGACAAAUCCGGCACCAGCUGGCAAUACGACAAGCAAGCGUGCCGAUCCUGCGGAUGAGGACAAGAAUCAUGUGGAGCCAACCGAGCGCGAUAUCUUGCUCGGCCGUGGAGGCAAAUCCAACUUCUGGCCUGGGAAUAAGGACUAUCGUCAAGAAUUGGAAAAGGUCAAAUCUUCCUACAAUGAUCCUUCCUUGAAGCAGAGGGAGAAGACGAAGAUGAGCAGAGCCUUUGUGCAGGCCAUGAUCUCCAGCGGGCGUCGCUUCCUCAAGAAGGACGGCAAGGGUUGGUUUGAAAUCACAAAGGAGGCAGCAAGGUUGAAAGUGGCACAAGCGCUGCGGGAAGAGAACACGGAAAAGUCCAGAGAGGACAAGCGCGAACGAUUUCCCCCCAAGAAGUAUUACAAGACGUGUCCGGGCCCCCGCAAGAGCUCCUAGACUCCAUCUUCUUCACCAGGCGUAUCGCCUAGACCGGCCCAAGGCAGGGCCCGCCGAAGGGCGACCACCACCACCGGAAAGAACCUUCCAAAGCACGCGCAGCGACCCCACCCCACCCCCCCCUCACAACAGAACCAACGAACACAAUCGAUCGAAAACAAGACAACCGGAGACGGCUUGAGAACAAAACCCAAAAACUAACUCAAGCUUAUUAAAACUUCCUUAGAAUCUGUUUUGUUGUGCCUGGACUUCUGGCGGU
Molecule: messenger RNA, 1893 nt
Organism: Seminavis robusta
Lineage: Eukaryota; Bacillariophyta; Bacillariophyceae; Naviculales; Naviculaceae
Source: the annotation of a GenBank genome assembly